Oncorhynchus gorbuscha (pink salmon) is the source of this 4380-nucleotide messenger RNA. Its product is annotated as calcium/calmodulin-dependent protein kinase type IV-like. Gene Ontology annotation, biological process: protein phosphorylation. Gene Ontology annotation, molecular function: calcium/calmodulin-dependent protein kinase activity; calmodulin binding; ATP binding. The transcript is spliced from 11 exons. Lineage: Eukaryota; Metazoa; Chordata; Actinopteri; Salmoniformes; Salmonidae. The coding region runs from base 849 to 2291 and encodes 480 amino acids. The record is from RefSeq and is a predicted model, not a curated record.
UUCACAGCCACCACCUACCCACCCCAAACCAAGGAUGAAAGGAGGAACACACUGUAUAGCGAGAUAAGUGCAGACCAUUGGAUGGGCGUUCAUAUAGAGACCAAUAGUGAAGCGUGCAUCAGCCGCGAGACAAAAUCUAUAUUUGCUAAUAUUAUUAAACAACAUACACAUAGACCUAUUGACGGAUCAUGAUUAUUGACGCAGCUUAAUUAAAGUAUUCUAUAUCGGACCAUUGAAUGUUCUUUGUCACAGACCUCGGGACUAUUGAGGUGCUUCGAUGCAUGAUAUAGUAAUGUUUUCAUGAGUACACUGUUGUGGAUGGGAUUUUGCUGCAAAAAAAUCUAAGCGUAGGCUAUAUGUUUAUGGAUUCGGGUAUUCACACGGCGAGGCCCCAUGGAACCUGCGACAAAUGUGGUUAUGGUGCAGUAAACUUCGAGUAAAGGAUGGUUAUGAAUGCGCGAAUUAAAUAGUGUUGGUACAUUGAAAUAAUAGAACAAUAAUGGAUGAUUUUUGUUACGUGAUAUAUUGCAUAGUGACUUGCGCUGUAAUGCGAAGCUUACAUGGGUUUUGAUAUCGGCGCUGACAAUAUAUUUCUGUGUGUCAACGUAAACAUUUGGAUUAUCUUUGGCUGAACAUAAUAACAGUGAGAGUUGUUAACCAAAGACUGGUUAGCUUUACAUGGCUGGUCGUUAUUUGGCGCGGGGGAAUUCAUUAAACAUAAUGCCUUCUCUUCGUUUUGGUAAUCUGAACAUUACGUUUUAAUCUUAAAAAGAGGAAAAGUAGUGUGUGUGCGUUUAGCUUUGCGCUCCUCAGGAAUCCUGUGAUUUGUGUGAUUGGCCAACAUCAACAUGCCCACCUCACGCUCUGGCGCCAGCCCCGUGGAAUACUGGGUGGAUGGAUCGCGCAGAGAUGUCUCCAUGGAAGAGUUCUACACCAUGGGUCCUGAACUGGGAAGGGGGGCUACGUCAGUGGUGUUUCGCACUGAGGAGAAGCAGACACAGAAGCCCUAUGCUGCAAAGGUCCUGAAGAAGACUAUUGACAAGAAAAUAGUGCGGACUGAAAUUGGAGUUCUGCUGCGACUUUCCCACCCAAAUAUUAUCCGCCUGAAGGAGAUCUUUGAGACCGAGACAGACAUCGCCCUCAUCUUGGAGCUGGUGACCGGAGGGGAACUCUUUGACAGGAUUGUGGAGAGAGGGUAUUACAGCGAGAGAGAUGCUGCCCACGUCAUCAAGCAGAUUCUGGAGGCAGUGGCGUAUUUACAUGACAAUGGGGUGGUGCACCGUGACCUGAAACCAGAAAACCUUCUGUACGCUGACCUCUCUUUGGAUGCCCCGCUUAAGAUUGCUGACUUCGGCCUCUCAAAGAUAAUAGAUGAGCAAGUUACCAUGAAGACGGUGUGUGGCACGCCUGGAUACUGCGCUCCAGAGAUCCUCAGAGGCAAUGCCUAUGGUCCUGAAGUGGACAUGUGGUCUGUGGGAGUGAUCCUGUACAUCUUGUUGUGUGGGUUCGAACCAUUCUUCGAUCCAAGGGGAGACCAGUACAUGUACAGCCGCAUCCUCAACUGCGACUAUGAGUUUGUCUCCCCCUGGUGGGACGAGGUCUCCCUCAACGCGAAGGACUUGGUCAGUAAGCUGAUAGUGCAGGACCCCCACAAGAGGCUGACGGUGAAGGAGGCUCUGGAGCACCCCUGGGUACUGGGCAAGGCUGCCCGUUUCUCCCACAUGGACACGACUCAGAGGAAGCUACAGGAGUUCAACGCCCGGCGCAAACUCAAGGCUAUCAUGAAGGCUGUGGUGGCCACCAGCCGUAUGCACGAGGGCUCCCGGCGGCGCACGGACAGCUGCGAUAUGCCCGGCUCUGACAAGACCACCUCCAGGCAGAGCAGCAUGCAGCAGGACCCUCCCCAGGACUCCCUGGAGGGCCAGGCCUGCCAGGGAACGGACACUUCCCAGACCCAGGAGGACGACCAGUGCCCCCCGCCCCUCCCGCCACGCUGCCCCAUACCCCCCACCACCAACCCCCCUCUACUGGCUGGGGGUCUCUUCCCCUCCCGUCCACCCGCCAGGCCCCCGCUAAGGGGAGUUGACGGGCAGAGACAGAUGUCGGUCAUCCCCAAGACCGCAGUGGUACGGCCUAGGGUUCCUCAGAAGAGCUGCUCCUCGGUGGACUCCACCACCACCAAGCGGGAGCCGUCCUCCCCGGUCUUGACCACUCCCCCGAGCCCCAAAAACCUUGGCAACAGAUUUUCCAUGGGGGUGGAGUCUGGCAGCAAAACGGCACAGUGUCAAUGAGUGAGUGGCAGGUACCAAACAGUAUGAGCUCCUCACCUACUGUUGUCCUAAAAUGGCCGACGCCAUUGUGAGAGUCAGGUGAGAUGGUAGAUGACAACAUGGAGGAGGAAGGAUGAGAGGGAGAAUGGAUGUCUAAUCUCGUCAUAUCUGUAUCUGUUUAGACUGGGGACAAACGACUACUAUACUUCACCUUGAUAUUUAUUGUUCCUCUCUGUGCGUAACGAGUUUGGAUACUCAUAACCAAUUUGCAAAUUAAACUUGUAACUUUGGUCUAAACCUGGUUUCCAAGUUCCUUUAACCUCUUAAUUUUCAUUGCUUUUCAAGACAAGGCCUCUCUGAACAGGACAAGGCCUCUCUGAACAGGACAAGGCCUCUCUGAACAGGACAAGGCCUCUCUGAACAGGACAAGGCCUCUCUGAACAGGACAAGGCCUCUCUGAACUGGACAAGGCCUCUCUGAACUGGACAAGGCCUCUCUGAACUGGACAAGGCCUCUCUGAACUGGAAAAGGCCUCUCUGAACUGGACAAGGCCUCUCUGAACUGGAAAAGGCCUCUCUGAACUGGACAAGGCCUCUCUGAACUGGACAAGGCCUCUCUGAACUGGACAAGGCCUCUCUGAACUGGAAAAGGCCUCUCUGAACUGGAAAAGGCCUCUCUGAACUGGACAAGGCCUCUCUGAACUGGACAAGGCCCCUCUGAACAGGCCGAGGCCCCUCUGAACAGGCCGAGGCCCCUCUGAACAGGCCGAGGCCCUCUGAACAGGACGAGGCCCUCUGAACAGGACGAGGCCCCUCUGAACAGGACAAGGCCCCUCUGAACAGGACAAGGCCUCUCUGAACAGGACAAGGCCUCUCUGAACAGGACAAGGCCUCUCUGAACAGGACAAGGCCCCUCUGAACUAUUUUACUUCAAAGGCCACAUACUUUGUAUUCUCUGCACCUUUCUACAAUUCAAUGUUGGAAUCUACAGACUUCAUAUGCAAAUCUGUGAAUGCAUACACAUAAUCCUCUCAUUCAGGUAGUAAAGAUAUUGUAUUUGUGAGCUUAUGAAUGUAGUCAAGGUGUAUUGUAAUGUUUAUUUUGCAAUAAUGGUAUUGAUCUAAUAUUUGCACUGUAUACAUUGAUUAAUCUACAUAGAUUACAACAAAAAGCAUUCACACUGCUAAUCGUUUACUAUUUAAGUCAAACUGCACUUUUAUUCCUCUGGAAAUUUACAUGACUGACCAGAAUAGCUUGUUUGUGGCUCAAACCAAUUUUCCCUUCAUUCAUUGGUUGUAAAAAAAUUAUUGGGUAGUUACCCAUCUGCUGAAGGAACGCACAUCAUAUUCACCUCAUCUCUACGACCUCACUGGAGCUACCACUCUACCUCUGUGUGCAGGGGCUUCCAACCCAGUAAUGGCAAAACCUGUAAAGAAACUGUUGGACGAGGUGAGGUUAUGAGGCAAAGCACAGCAUUUCUGCAACAGAAUCAUAUUGUAAGUGGCCUGCGAGGCGAACCCUCGUUUUCAUUGGCUAAGGGCUUUUCUCAAUGGAACUCAAAUAACUGAUCAAAUGAGUGUGAUUAAAAUAGUCCAUUUCCAUUUCAAGGGUGGCCCUUGAAGCCAUCUUCACCUGCUAUCUUGUAUUCUCACUCUAACAUUGCCAAAUAGUAAGCCUGCAUUAUACUGCUGACAUGUCCAUACAUGUAUAAACCAUUCAUUUACACCAAUGAAAUGUAUACAGUAUGGCUAUUUUACUUAGAAUUAUUGCUUACAAAUGCUUUAUUUGGGGGUUGGGAGGGGGAGUGUAGUUAACAGUGUUGGUUUUGUAAUUAAUUUCUGUGUUUCCCGUUUUUCAUUCAUUCUAAUAAUUGUAGCCUACCUUUUGAAGGUGACAUAUUUUAGACAACAUGAGAUUGAUUUAACGGUCAUAAGCGGGGAAUGUAUUGAAGAUGUACAGGUCUAUACAUUUAGACCCCUCAUCAUAUCACAAUAAUCUAAAUCAAUUGGAUUGUCUUGUAUUCUACAGAAAUAUUUAACACAGCAUCCAUUCAAGAUGGUAGUUGCUGUGUGAUGACAUAAAUUGAAUAAAACAUUUAUUUAGAAGCCCAA